AUUUUGAACGCACCUUCAGUCUAGAAAAAUCGCUGAUUGGAACUGUCUACUCGGAACGAAAAUAAAUAAUUUCUAAGAGAAAUAGGAGAAUUAUCACUUGAAUUUAGAAAUAUGUCUGAGGCUAAAGACAUGGAAAAAACAGAGCCAGUGAAGCUCAAAAUAAAACAUGACUGGUACCAGACGGAGUCGCAGGUGGUGAUCACCAUCUUACUCAAGAAUGCUCCCAGUGAUAAGGUCAAAGUACAGUAUGGCGAGAGAAGUCUCUCAGUGUCGAGUGUAAUACCAAACUCUGACUCAGAGUACAGUUUGGAAUUAGAACUGGCUCAUGAAGUAGUUCCAUCCAUGAGUGUCCACGCCGUCACGCCGUCCAAGAUCGAAGUGAAGCUGCGGAAAAAGGAGGGUGUGAGGUGGACCCAGUUGGAGGGGGAGGGCACGGAAACAAAGGUCAAGGCUAUACCGCAGGCGGUCAUUGACGCGUCUGGACCACAGCAGCCGCCUAAACUAUUCAAAAAAGAUUGGGAUAAAAUAGAAAAGGAUUUGAAGAAAAUGGAGGAAGAAGAGAAGCCGGAAGGCGACGCGGCGCUCAACGCACUCUUCCAGAAAAUCUACGGCGAGGGGUCCGACGAGGUGCGGCGAGCUAUGAACAAGAGCUUUGUGGAGUCUGGUGGUACCGUCCUUAGCACGAAUUGGAACCAAGUGGCGAAAGAAAAGGUCGAAGUAAAACCACCUGAUGGCUUGGAAUUUAAGAAGUGGGACGAAUAAAUGUAUACAAUUUAGUUGAUAAUAUGUUAUGUUAUAUAAACUUAUGAAAUAUGUAUGUAUAACGUACUAUACAGGGUGAUUGAGAAAGGUGGGACAUUUAAUUCCUUGGGGAAGAACAAAAGUUGGCUAUCAAAAGUUUCAAAGAAAUAAUAUCAGCUAUAUAUACAGUGGGAUGACCACAGACUGCCUCUAGAAUUUUAAUCUGCUUUGGAAAAGCAACAAAACUAUAUAUAGUAUUGCGUACCUGCCUUACCCUGUGUAGGAUUAAAUUAUGUUCUAUGUUUUCUACAACACACUGUAUAAUGUGUCGGAAAUAAAGACUGUGGCAAUAUUGA
Molecule: messenger RNA, 1097 nt
Organism: Manduca sexta (tobacco hornworm)
Lineage: Eukaryota; Metazoa; Arthropoda; Insecta; Lepidoptera; Sphingidae
Gene: Sgt1
Product: protein SGT1 homolog
Biological process (GO): protein stabilization
Molecular function (GO): protein-folding chaperone binding
Source: RefSeq, a predicted model, not a curated record